Trypanosoma brucei brucei TREU927 is the source of this 2439-nucleotide messenger RNA. Its product is annotated as protein kinase, putative. Gene Ontology annotation, biological process: protein phosphorylation. The record is from RefSeq and is a predicted model, not a curated record. The transcript has a single exon. Bases 1 to 2439 code for a protein of 812 amino acids. Gene Ontology annotation, molecular function: protein kinase activity; ATP binding. Lineage: Eukaryota; Euglenozoa; Kinetoplastea; Trypanosomatida; Trypanosomatidae.
AUGUAUUUAAAACCAUAUAACAAUCCCUACCCCGUCGUAAGUGACAGACUGGAGGUUAUUCUUGAAACCAUGCGAAAAAUUAAUGGAGACAGCGGUUCCCCCGUCGAAACGCCACCAGAAAGGGUACCGUGCAUUGGCUCCGGUGCGUUUGCUACCGUUCGUGUUGGCUGGGUGCAGGAGCGGUGGCACAGUCAAGGCAAGAAUGAAGAACCUGGACAACUCACCUUCGGAACUACAGCCGCAGUGGCCGUGAAGCGCGUGGUUGUUCCAGGGAAGUUGCGAAGUCCCCUUGACGGUUGUAGGCAGCGGCUGCUCCGCGAGCUGCAGGUAAUGGAACACAUCAGAAUCUGUCCACAUCCGAAUGUCGUGCAGUGCUGGGGGUUUGUCUUCUACAAGGCGGGCGAUAGAGCAAGUAUCGGCAGAGAAGUAACAGAUAAUUUGCUUGGUGAGGUCCUCACAAACUUUUCCCAAUUGCGCGAGCAGCAAAGGGUAAUAACAGGGAACAUGGACAAGGAGAAAAUUGGAAACGAGGUCCUUGAUGGGGUCUCUUGCUUUGAUGUGUGUCUCUCGUUGUGCACAGGCGGUACUUUAACCGAGUAUGUCCGCCGAGUAGCCGAUGCAGCGCUCCGUGCGACGCGCACGUGCAUACAGGAGCGGAUAGUCACUCAACCGAAAAACACGAGCAUGACUGACUCCACACUUGGGGAGUCACCCACUGGACAUAAUCAGGGUCUGACCAGCAGCUCAAGUGAUGCUGGGAUCGAACCUAAGGGGGCGCUGCUCGGGCUUAAAACAAGAAAAUUGACACCGAUUAGAAAAGAUGUUUCGGGAGAAUUUUUCACACAAAAAGACUCCACUUUAGUUGUCUCCCAUCUCACAAUCCGCGAAAAAGACAUUGUCGCCAUUGCGUAUGCGUUGUGCAACGCCCUUCGUCACACCCAUGAAACGCUACGGACGCUACACCGUGACAUCAAACCAGCCAAUGUGUUAAUAUGCGAUGGGAUCGGAAAGAUACCGUCAUAUACAUCGCGUGCCACUUCAUGCGACUUCACGGCCAGAACCACAGCAAGAGCCCGAGGUGCUCCAACUGAGUUGGAAAACAAAAAAGCAGACGGCAGCAAAGCGGUUGAGUUGGUGCUUUUCUCAGACCUUCGCGACGCGCUGGGUAAUCCACAGGAAGGAGGGAGCGCUGAUGAUAAACUCACUCCUGAUGUGUUGGUUGUGCCUGCUGAAGCAGGAUCACAUCGUGUGCUGUGUAAUUCAUCUGAUUCGCCCCCAUACGUGCUGGAGUGUCUGCCCCAGGUGGACGCCUGGCGCCUGCAGUUGGCGGACUACGGCAUCGCGUCAGGUUUAGAUCACAUGGAGGCCUCGGGUCGCUGUGGUACAUUCCCUUUUAUGGCACCCGAGGUGGAGGACGAGGACUGCACCGGGUCCACGUACGGACCUAAAGCUGAUAUUUAUAGUCUGGGGGUCACAAUUCAGCAUGUUAUUGUGAAUGCUACCGUUGAGUUUAACGAGGUGGCUCAGGCGCUACCCAGGCGGGCAGAUGCUUUGGGGCGGCAGUGGGUUGACGAAGAAGACAGGGAGACAAGCGAAGUGGACAAUGACUCCGGCACCAGUGGUGGCGUAACAGAUGAAACGAAGAGGAAGCGGACGUUUAACCUCCCCGGCAACUGGCGCUGUAAGCGGGAGCUUAGCGACAGGGACUAUGUUCGCGACAUAUACUCUCAUCUGUCACAUCCACUACCGCACGAUGACUGUGCUAGAUCAUUUACCGUACCGCGCUCGUGGCGUUGCCAUGAUGAGUUAGCCUCCGGCAACUGCGUUGAAGGUUUAAGCACUGACGGCAGGACUGACACUGACAAUGCUGGAGACAAAAGGGGCCAUCUUCAACCUCAAAAUUCCGACUACCGUGAUAAUAUCAAGGCGCUAAACUUUAGAAAGGGCCAAGGGGCUCGGUGCAGGUCUUGUGGGAAGCUCCACCGAAACCUUAUCGAGCUUCUCAACGCCAUGACGGCCCCUGAUCCCUCACAGCGACCGACAUUGUCGUGUAUAUUGCGUGACACAGCGGUCAUUGAGCAGGGAACGUUUGUUGAUGAACCAAGGGAAUCCAGUUUCCCCUUCUCCAGAAGUAGCAGUAGCAGCAAGCACGCGAAUGCGGUGGCAAACACUUCAGGGCGCAGGAACACAACAAACAGCACAGCAUGCAGCCCAAAACAGCUGUCGCAUACAAGUAGAGGGACCGCACCCUCACCAAUGGCGGGCCGCAAUCACCGUUCCAGUUGCUCUGGGGAAUGUAAGGAUCAGAAAACUCACGACGGAUCGAGUGAAAUGUUUGGCGGUGUUAACAAAUACGACGGGUGGCGCGAAGGCGUGUUGUGGCGCCCGCCUUCGCUCAAGUUUCUUCGUCGGUAUAGUGGACAGGAGGGGCGUUGCUAA